Molecule: messenger RNA, 849 nt
Organism: Hibiscus syriacus
Lineage: Eukaryota; Viridiplantae; Streptophyta; Magnoliopsida; Malvales; Malvaceae
Product: bZIP transcription factor 44-like
Exons: 1
Coding region: 340-798 (152 amino acids)
Biological process (GO): positive regulation of DNA-templated transcription
Cellular component (GO): nucleus
Molecular function (GO): DNA-binding transcription factor activity; transcription cis-regulatory region binding
Source: RefSeq, a predicted model, not a curated record
UUUUUCUUCUUUCGUUUUUGAUGUUGUAAAUCUUGAUGCUACAUAAAUUGUUGGUGUUUGAGAUUUCAUGUCUCCGGUUGUGAGUGAAAUCCUCCGGUCUGGGUUUAUGAUAAAUUCCUCACUCAGACGCAGGACCCAUCUUGUUCAGUCUUUCUCAGUCGUCUUCCUCCACUGGUUCUAUGUUUUCCAUAAUUAAACUCUCUGUAAUAGAAUGACUUUCAUUUCAUAUGCAUCUAACACAUAAUAAAAUCAAAUAUAUAAAUCUCUAAAUCAGCUAAAAAUAAUUAGAAUCCGGGUCCUGUCGUCUUUCAUCGGUGAGUUUGGUGUAAAUAUAUAAAUAUGGCUUCGUCUAGUGGAAACUCCAACUCUCCAGGUUCAACUCUGCUCCAGAAUUCAGGGUCUGAAUAUGAUUUGCAUCAGUUGAUGGAUCAAAGGAAAAGGAGGAGAAUGGAAUCGAACAGGGAAUCAGCAAGGAGGUCCAGGAUGAGAAAACAAAAGCAUUUACAUGAUUUAAUGGUCCAACUGAGUCGCCUGAGGAAAGAAAAUCAUCAAAUCCUCACAAGCAUCAACUUCACCACCCAUCAGUACUUGAACAUGGAGGCUGAGAACUCAGCUUUGGGAGCUCAGAUUAUGGAACUAAGCCAAAGAUUAGAUUCUCUAAAUGAGAUCCUUAAUUAUUUCAAUAAUCCCACAAUAAGCAAUGGGGUUUAUGAAAGUGAAGCUUUUGAGACAAGCGCUGAAAGUUUGUCAUGCAUUUACCAACCAAUUGUGGUCUCUGGAGGUAUCUUUCAGUACUGAUCUUCAUAUGACAUUAGGUGUUUCUGGUUUAUUACAAUGAUAUUAAACUCC